Molecule: messenger RNA, 716 nt
Organism: Tripterygium wilfordii
Lineage: Eukaryota; Viridiplantae; Streptophyta; Magnoliopsida; Celastrales; Celastraceae
Product: non-specific lipid transfer protein GPI-anchored 6-like
Exons: 3
Coding region: 78-620 (180 amino acids)
Biological process (GO): lipid transport
Molecular function (GO): lipid binding
Source: RefSeq, a predicted model, not a curated record
ACCAAGCAAGCAUAAUAUUGUGCAUGAUCCCAUCCACCUCUUCUAUCUCACUUUCUUUUCCAUUUUGAGCAGAAAAAAUGAAAAUGGGUUCAAGCAAUAUUGGUUUGUGGUUGGUUGUGGUGCUGAUGCUGGUUGGGUUAGCAAGGUCAGAUGUGGAGCAAGACAGAGCUGAAUGUGCAGACAAACUAGUUGGGCUAGCCCCUUGCCUGAGUUAUGUGGGUGGACAGACCGAAGCACCAACUCCAGACUGCUGUAGUGGGCUUAAACAAGUGCUUGAUAAGAGCAGGAAAUGCCUCUGCGUCCUAAUUAAAGAUAGAGAUGAUCCAAAACUUGGCCUCAAAGUCAAUGCCACUCUUGCAGCAACUCUUCCUAAUACUUGCCAUGCUUCUGCAAAUAUAACUGAGUGCAUCGAUCUUCUCCACUUAGCACCUAACUCAACAGAUGCUAAGAUGUUCAAGGAAUUUGCAAAUAUCACUGCAGGGAAAAAUACCACAAUUACCACCACAGGGGAUUCCACUGCUGGCAAUGGUGGAGGGAGAAGGGAAAGCUUGGCAUUAAAGAUGUUUUGUGGUUGUGGAGCUUUGAUAUUGGCCUCACACUUGAUUAUCUUUCACAUUUGAGAUUGGGUUUUCAUGUUUUAUCUUAAUUUUAUCAAGAACAUAUUGUAUGGUCAUCUUUUCAUUUUAGAAUUCCACUUCCAUCAUUAAUUUCCCCAA